AUGGAUGAGGAUGUCGGCGGGGAUGCGGAGGUUGGUGAAGAUGUAGAUAGAUUGAAUAUAGGUAAAGAUGGUGGUGGGGAUGGUGGUAAUGAUCAAGUGGGCCUGAAUUCAAUGGAAGUGGAUGACGACACCUUUGUUCUAGGCCCGCGCGAUGUUGGGUUGAUUGAAGGCAUGAGUAAAACUCCUUCCAUCAAAAGAAUAGUUCUCUCGAGAUCUCAGCAUGAAAACGUUAAAAGAGUUGGUGUGAGAGAGCAGCAGUUGAUCAGUGGUCCAAAACUAGUCAUAAACCAGGCGUUUUUAUUUUCUUUCUUUUUCUUUUCUUCCAUCCUCCGCUCCCCCUCCUCCCCCGACCCCCUCCUCGACCUCUCCGACUACCUCCAAACCCUAACCCUGACCCUCACCCCCUCCGAAUCCUCCGAGAUCCUCAAAACCCUAACCUCCCCUCACCAAGCCCUCACCUUCUUCCACUUCUGCAGAUCCCUGCCCGGGUUCAAGCACGACUGCUUCACUUACAACCGUCUCCUCUCGAUCCUGUCGAAAUCGAACCGGGUGGAUUCUGAUCAUAUUAUGAAGAUCGUGGAGGAGAUGGAGAGGGACGGGGUUAGGGGGAACGUCUCGACGCUGAAUAUAUUGAUCGGGAUUGUGGGGGCGGGGGAGGUCGAGAGGUGCUUGGAGUUGAAGAGGAAGUGGGGGCUGAGGUUUAAUGGGUAUACCUACAAGUGCUUGUUGCAGGCUUAUUUGAGGUGCAGGGACGUGGAGAAGGCGGUUAGGGUUUAUGAGGAGAUGAGGAGGAGAGGCUACAUGUUGGAUAUAUUUGCUUACAAUAUGUUGCUCGACGCCUUGUCGAAAGCUAACAAGGUUGAUGAAGCUUACAAGGUUGUUGCAGAUAUGAGACGCAAAUUUUGUGAACCAGAUGCAUAUACAUACACAAUUCUAAUCAGAAUGGCAGGAAAAACAGGGAAAAAAGAUGAAGUCCUCUCUUUCUUGGAGGAGAUGAUAAGAAAAGGUCACAGUCUGAACUUGAUUGCUUAUAACACUACGAUUGAGGCACUUGCGAAGAAUAAGAUGGUGGAUAAAGCUCUCUUUCUUUUCACCAAGAUGAUUGACAAUAAUUGUCGGCCCAAUGAGUUUACAUAUAGUGUUAUUUUGGAUGUUUUAGCAGCAGAAGGAAAAUUAGAUAGAUUACAUGAGGUUGUGGAAAUAUCAAAUAAAUAUGUUACAAAGUCCAUAUAUGCUUUUUUAGUGAAGACGUUAAGUAAAUUAGGUCAUGCAAGUGAAGCCCAUACCUUAUUUUGUAAAAUGUGGAGGUAUCAUGAUGGAGAUAAAGAUGCUUAUAUUUCUAUGCUAGAAACUCUUUGUAAUGCAGAAAAGAUGACAGAGGCAUUAGAUCUGCUAAAUCAGAUUCAUGAAAAAGGGAUAUCUAAUGAUACUGUUAUGUACAACAUGGUUUUUUCUGCACUUGGUAAGAUGAAGCAAAUAUCACAUAUCAGUACUCUAUAUGAACAAAUGAAGCAGAAUGGUCUUCCACCAGAUAUAUUUACUUUCAACAUUCUCAUAUCAAGCUUCGGUAAAGUUGGUUUAACUGACAAAGCUACUGAACUCUUUGAAGAAAUGGAGAGUAGUGAUUGUAAACCUGAUGUAAUCACUUAUAACUCGUUGAUAAACUGUCUUGGAAAAAAUGGAGACGUGGAUGAAGCUCACAUGCGAUUUAAGGAGAUGCAAGAGAAGGGGCUGAAUCCAGAUGUUAUCACUUACAGUACUCUAAUUGAAUGCUUUGGUAAAUCAAAUAAGGUGGAGAUGGCUUGCAGGUUAUUUGAUGAGAUGCUCUCUGUGGGAUGCUCCCCUAACAUUGUUACCUACAACAUUUUGCUUGAUUGUCUUGAAAAAUACGGUAAAGUGGAAGAAGCAUUUGAGCUAUAUUCUACUCUGAAGCAACAGGGGGUGACUCCAGAUGCUAUAACAUAUUCAGUACUUGAAAAGUUAGAAUAUGGAACCCAUAGAGCAGUCCGCACACGCAGGCAAAGUCGAAUAGCUGGUUGGGUUGUGAGCCCCUUAAGGUGAUUAAGGUAAGUGGUAGACUUAUGGAUAAUGCUCAAGGUGAUAGGGCAGUUAUUCUCUACUGAUCAUUAUGAAUCCAAGAAGGAUGUUAGCAGGGUUGCUACUGUCAUUAUAUUGUAAAUUAAAAAGAAAAGCCAGUGCAAGAGGCCAUGGAGCUCCAAACCUCAGCCCUGUUUGCUGGAUCUGCAGAGGGUCAGAUCUACACGGCUUACCACACAGCCAGGACAGAGGGUCCAGUGACUUGAAUUUUUAACUUCCAUGCAUGGAGCAUCCUUUCUCGUGCCAAAUUUUGCAAUCAUUGAGAUAUCACUAACGAGAGCAUUGCAUUACCAGGUCAAAUUUGGCUGGUGACAGAAAUCAUGAACAAUUGCCAUCUCGGUUCCAAUAUAUUUGAGUUGUUCGUCAAUUUUUGCCUUUUUAUUGGAAAUCAAAGGCUGUAGCUGUCCGUUUUAUUCUUAACAAGUGCUUUUCUAAUACCAAAAAGUGCUAAAAAAAAUUACUGAUGCAGACACGGGAAAAAAAAGAGAUUGAGCUGAGGUUUCAGAAUGUACUCUUAAUGAAAAGUAGAUUUGUCAAGCCUCCUAUGUUCGCCUUUCUUCGGUCGUCCCAACAUCACUUUUGUUUAUCUUAUUAACCUGGAAAAGGUUCGGGUUAAUAAUUCUUCUCAAAUUUUCAUCAACAGUCUUCCAUCCACUGUUUAAAAGCGAGUAAGCAUACCUGGUAUGCCGAGUGGAAGGGAGUAUUUUGGUUCCUAAUGUGCGGCUUACUGGCAUUUCCUUUUAAUAAGUAGCUGUUCACCGGCACUAUCUGCUUGAGCAAGCAAAUCCUGCCUGCAUUGAAGCCGCUCUAAUGCUCGUUGCAAGGUUGCAGUAUCCUGAGGGAGCCAAAUUUAAAGCCCACUUAGAAGUGAUUUCAGGUGCAAGAUCAAUAGUCAACAUACAUGUAGCUCUUAUUUUGUGGGACUAUAUGCAAACCACAUUUGCCGGAGUUAAAUUGCUCGUUACAAGAAUUUCUGGUGCCCCUAAUAAGAUCUGUAAAUUUGGAGAAAAGCUCGAGUGAGUAGAAAUUAUGACUGACCUUCUAUCAUUCUUUUAUGUAUUUCUUGGUAAAUAAUAGUAGUUUUUCACUGUUUUUUUUUCA
Messenger RNA from Asparagus officinalis (garden asparagus), 3198 nucleotides. RefSeq names its product pentatricopeptide repeat-containing protein At1g51965, mitochondrial. The record is from RefSeq and is a predicted model, not a curated record. The transcript is spliced from 3 exons. Gene Ontology annotation, molecular function: protein binding. The coding region runs from base 1 to 2061 and encodes 686 amino acids. Lineage: Eukaryota; Viridiplantae; Streptophyta; Magnoliopsida; Asparagales; Asparagaceae.